UCCAGCAGGCAUCACUACAGACCCUCGGAGGGGACAGGCCAGAAUUAAGCCUACUGCUUUCACGGUUUCCAACUCUUCCCUUUCCCCUUGACGUGGGAAGGGGAGGUAGCCCCUUUCUGCUCUUCCGGGACGGCUGUGUAAAGGGGGAAACCCUGGGUCCUCUCACUCUUGCGCAGGCAGUUCAGCGGCAUCUCCUGCCACCUCCUUCAGGGACCUCACCGCUUCCUGCACAGGCCCUGCCUCUCUCCCUGGCCUAGAGUUUCCCGCAGCCCCCUGGAUCUCCGGGAAGCUUGCCCUGGACCCCCACCUUCCUUACAGUGACACCUUACCAUGUCCCCCUCCACCAUGAAUCGACAUCGCGCUCAAUGCCCCCUCUCAGAUCAUCUCUGCGUGUAGACUCCCGGCCCCGCCCUGGGAUGCCCUCUCCCUCCUGCCCCCGCGGUGACUUUCCCCAGCCCCGCCGGCCGUCGAGCUCUGUGGGCGGGGCUCUAGGGCAGUCACCGCCCACGGGGCGGGGCCUGCCCGUUGGGGGCGAGGCCACCGGAGGCCGCGCCCGGCCGGGGGUUACUGGAGCCUAUAAAGGGAGGACACCCACCGCCAGCCCGGUUGGCAUACCCGAGCCGCCGCCAGCCCCGCGAAGCGGAGCCAACGCCGCCACCGAGGGGCGCCCGGCGCCGGAGCCAUGACCCUCCGCCGACUCAGGAAGCUGCAGCAGAAAGAGGAGGUGGCGGCCGCCCCGGACCCCGCCACCCGGGCUCCCGACUCGGAAGUCGCUCCCGCCCGGACCCGGGCUUCGGGCUCCCCUGCUGGAGCCGCUACCUCUGGGCCCCCCGGGGACGAGCUGUAUGCUGCGCUGGAGGAAUAUCAUCCUGCAGAGCUAUAUCGCGCGCUUGCGGUGUCGGGGGGCACCCUGCCCCGCCGAAAGGGCUCAGGAUUCCGCUGGAAGAGUCUCAGCCAGAGUCCUGAACAGCAGCGGAAAGUGCUGACCUUGGAGAAGGAGGAUAACCAGACCUUCGGCUUUGAGAUUCAGACUUAUGGCCUUCACCACCGGGAAGAGCAGCGUGUGGAGAUGGUAACCUUUGUCUGCCGGGUUCACGAGUCCAGCCCUGCCCAGCUGGCAGGGCUUACACCAGGGGACACAAUCGCCAGUGUCAAUGGCCUAAAUGUGGAAGGCAUCCGACAUCGAGAGAUUGUUGACAUCAUUAAGGCAUCUGGCAACGUUCUCAGACUAGAAACUCUGUAUGGGACAUCGAUUCGGAAGGCAGAAUUGGAGGCUCGUCUGCAGUACCUGAAGCAAACCCUGUAUGAGAAGUGGGGAGAAUACAGGUCCCUAAUGGUGCAGGAGCAGCGGCUGGUGCAUGGCCUGGUGGUGAAGGAUCCCAGCAUCUAUGAUACCCUGGAGUCUGUGCGCUCCUGCCUCUAUGGUGCGGGCCUGCUCCCCGGCUCACUGCCAUUCGGGCCUCUGCUCGCUGUGCCUGGGGGCCCCCGUGGGGGCGCCCGGCGGGCCGGGGGCGAUGCCACCGAUGACGCUGUCUACCACACGUGCUUCUUUGGGGACUCUGAGCCACCGGCCCUGCCACCCCCGCCGCCUCCGACCCGCUCCUUGGGGGGCACUGCCCUGGCCCCGGACCCCGGGUUGUGCCCUGGGUCGCGGGCCACGCUGAGCCGCAGUGCCAGUGUGCGCUGCGCAGGCCCCGGGGGCGGCGGAGGCACCCUCUGGACUGAGGCCCGGGAGCAGGCCCUGUGUGGCCUGCGCAAAACCAAGUAUCGCAGCUUCCGCCGUCGGCUGCUCAAGUUCAUCCCUGGACUCAAUCGCUCCCUAGAAGAGGAGGAGAGCCAGCUGUAGGGCCAGGGUGGGCAGGGGAGGUAUUUAUUUAUUUAUUCUAAGUAAUAGCCAGUGCAAAGCGGGGGUGCUGGGCCAGGAGGACCCCAGGAACCCAGAGCAGCGGGAGAGGGUCCUAGUGAGCCCUGGUGGGCUUGAGUGGUUCCUGGCUUGUCUCACUGAGGGAAUGGGGGCCCCAAACCCCUUCUCUUUUCCUCCCCUAAACCAUAGUGGGAGCUGGGGCAGAAGGAGAAAUUUAGGGUUGGGAGAGGUUUGGGGGCCAAAGAUAGGGUGUGCUAUUGUACAGUCUGGGUCAGUAGUGCCUUGUGGGUGUCCAGGAACAGUCCCCCACCCUGGAGUGGGGGACCCCGUCCCAUGAAGCCCUCUCCUCAGCUUUACCUGCUCCCCCUGCCCUUAGCCUUGGGGAGAAAUGGCCGAUGGUGGGUCAUUCCCCACCCUCUACACACACAGCCCCAGUGGACCAGUGGACCAGUGGACCAGUGGGCCCCAGGGGCGGAGGUGCUGGCCCUCUCCCUCCUAGCUGUGGCCCCUAAGGGCUUGGCCCCUCCUAGGGGCCUAUAAAACUAAUGGGGUCCUGGGACGGGGGGCUUGGGUUCUGUGCCCCUUGGGGAACAGGAGCCAGCAUAUUCAGGUGGGGUUGGGGCAGCACAGACUGUUCCAUCAUUUUGCAUAUUGUUGCUUCUGAACCACAAAGUGUAUAAAAUUGACGGUAUUUUGCAUCUGUGUCAGCGUGGUGACUACGUGGGGGAGGAUUGGGCUCAGGCAAGCUCUGGCUCCGCCACGCAGCCCCCACUCCCCAAACACACACUCACAUAGUAUGCUUUACAUCUCAUUUUCUUGCAGCCUAAAGUCAGGGAAAUAGUCUGGGAGGUUUCAACUGACAUGUAUGGGCCUGAACUAGAGGCACCACACCCCUUCUCAGAACUUGGGCCUCUUGUUUAAAUAUGCCUUGAGCUUCCCUCCCCAGAUACCUAUAGCAGGUGGUGGCCAAGCCCUGUCCAAAGUCCUUACUAUCCCUGUGGAAAUAAGUAUGCCUGAUAUCCCUUUGUUCUCAAUUUGAGGUCUCCCCUGAGGGGCAGAAGACAGAUCUACUGACAACCUUAGUCAUCAUCCAUUCUACUUGUGACAGGCUCCCA
Molecule: messenger RNA, 2979 nt
Organism: Nycticebus coucang (slow loris)
Lineage: Eukaryota; Metazoa; Chordata; Mammalia; Primates; Lorisidae
Gene: TAMALIN
Product: trafficking regulator and scaffold protein tamalin
Exons: 8
Coding region: 683-1846 (387 amino acids)
Biological process (GO): signal transduction
Cellular component (GO): plasma membrane
Molecular function (GO): protein binding
Source: RefSeq, a predicted model, not a curated record